This is a messenger RNA of Podospora anserina S mat+, 1932 nucleotides long. RefSeq lists its product as uncharacterized. The annotation marks the transcript as partial. The transcript is spliced from 2 exons. The record is from RefSeq and is a predicted model, not a curated record. NCBI's taxonomy places the organism in Eukaryota, Fungi, Ascomycota, Sordariomycetes, Sordariales, Podosporaceae.
AUGGGCUUCUUCUCGCGCAUAAAAAAGAACAAGUCGCUUGAUGGUGGUGGUGGUGGGGCGGCGCAUUACGAUCCUAGGUUCAGCAAUGACCAAACGACAACACCACGAUCCAACAGUUAUGACCCGAGAGACUACCAACUAUCCUGCUCUGGGUUCAGGGCCAUGGUGACGGGCAAUUCCCGGGGAUUGAUUGCCCAACUGCCCGAGGGGGUGCUACGGCGUAUCUUCGGACUGGUGUGCCCCCAUGCCAGGGACGAGAGCUACGAGACGUUUGAGGGGAGCGCAAUGAUGAUUGUUGGGGGGGAAGAGGAGAGGUGCAUGCUUUGUGACAUGAGGGAUUUGGCGCAUUGCGUUGGGGUGUGUAGACGGUGGAGGGGGGAGGGGGUCAAGGUUUUGUAUCAUAGUAUACGACUCGAUCCGGUGCAUUACUGCCCUCUGGAACCGAUACUUUCUGAUCGAAGAAAACGCCGCUCUUUUUUUGACAGGAAUGGCUCGCCGGAGGAUCCGUGUUUGAUGAGGCUGAAGCUGCUGUGUCGGACGUUGAGGGAGGACCCGGUUAGGAGGGGGGCGUUGGUGAGAUAUCUCAAGAUGCCGUACAUGCUUAGGGAAGCGGCGCAGGCGGAUUUGGCGAGGACGAUUGCGGUUACGCCGGGGUUGAGAUAUGUUGAUUUACCAGAGGGCUUGUUUACCGACGAGCCGGGGUUUGUGACGUUGCGGCUGGAGGUCCAGGCGAGGUGUUUGGAGUUGAGGAAGAUGAGCUACAUGCGCGGGAGCGAGAACUCUUUGCAGGCGCUGGCGACGGGGAGGGUGUGGACGAGGCUGGAGGUGUUGGAGCUGAAUAGGAUGGGGAUGGACGGGGGGAUGUUGAGGUUGGUGUUGGGUGGGUUGGGGGGGUUGAAGGCGCUGAAGAUGUCGGAGAUGGAUGUCGGGGAUGAGGUUUUUUCGAGUGGGUGGGAGGAGCAGCUGCCUCCUUUUCCGGGGACGAUCGAGGAAUUGGUUUUGACCGACUGCAAGAAUAUCACUGGGGAUGGCCUGAGGUCGUGGCUAUCCACCUCCCCUGAAUCACGAGAGCGGCUCCGGGUGCUGACCCUUAACAACACUGGUGUCCGCGUUUGGGGGCUACACUCGAUCAUAUCCCUCGCUCGCGGAUUGAAACACCUCUCCAUCGUCGAAAGGGUCACCGUCGCCAUGCCUUCCUCUCCAGACCUCCAACCCCUCAGGAGCACCACCCUCGAAACCCUCCGCUACGAAAUCACCUCCGCGACCCCAACCAAGAAAUACGGCUCCCCACCACACAACUCCUCAAGCAUAACCUCAUCCUAUUACACCUACCUGGCCACCUCCCUCCUAUCAGGCGGCCUGCCACAACUCCGCUCCGCCUACGUAAGGGACACCACCUUCCCCGACCUCCUCCUCGGCCUACCGCCUCUCCCUUUACCCUCCUUUAGUUCCUCCCCCGCCCGACCAGGCAGCUCCUCCUCCAUAACACCCUUUUCGUCAUCCCCAUCAAGACCCGCCAAUUUCGGUGGUCUCCCCCCCUUACAACCCGGCUCCUCACUACCCAACUCCAACCCCUUCACCCCCGGCCACCGCCCGCAAGGCAGCCUGUCCAGCCUCUCCCCCUUUGGUCAGAACCAACAACAAACCAAUCGCUUCAGCAGCAACAACCCCUUCACCAGCCUCACCACCGCCCACAACGCCUUCCUCAACCUCCCCGCAAAGCUGGAAGUUUUUACAAAAUCCGAAGAGGACGACGCGCUAAACUGGAAUUUUGUCCGCAUCGGCGGCGGCGGUGGCGGCGGUGGGAGACAAAACAAGGGGGAGAGACCACUAAGCAGUUACGGCUUGGGUGCUGAUAUCUUGGGUGACGCAGGCGGUUGGAGCUCUGGUGCCGGGGCAAGGAGGAGCGUGCUUGUUGGUGGGAGGGGGGAG